This is a messenger RNA of Maniola jurtina (meadow brown), 552 nucleotides long. RefSeq names its product barrier-to-autointegration factor (gene baf). The coding region runs from base 115 to 387 and encodes 90 amino acids. Lineage: Eukaryota; Metazoa; Arthropoda; Insecta; Lepidoptera; Nymphalidae. Gene Ontology annotation, molecular function: DNA binding. The record is from RefSeq and is a predicted model, not a curated record. The transcript has 2 exons.
GGUAAACUCUUUCAUCUUUGGUAAAAUUGUUUACAGUUUACUCAAGCUUGUUAAAGGUUUGAUUCACUCUUUUGACUGAAUCACACUAAAUAUUCGUCUAAAAACCAAAACAAAAUGUCGAGUACAUCACAAAAACAUCGUAACUUUGUGGCUGAACCUAUGGGAGAAAAGCCGGUUACAGACUUAGCUGGAGUUGGAGAGGUCCUUGGAAAGCGAUUAGAAACUGCAGGUUUCGACAAGGCUUCUGUUGUUCUGGGACAGUUCUUAGUCUUAAAAAAAGAUAAGGAGCUGUUUCAAGAGUGGAUGAAAGAAACUUGUAGCGCCAAUUCUAAACAAUCUGCUGACUGUUACCAGUGCUUAAAAGACUGGUGUGAUGAAUUUUUGUAACUUACAGAUUUGCAUUUAAGAUUAUUCACAAUUUUAUACAAAUAAUUAUUUUGUUAAGGAUAAAUAAAACAUGUAAAUAAUAGCAUUUUCUAUUUUAUAAUGUGUGUGUUAUUUGUAUUUACAGAAAUUGUUCAGCUGACUUGUGAAAUAUAAAGUAAUUUCAAC